Messenger RNA from Solea senegalensis (Senegalese sole), 2966 nucleotides. RefSeq names its product bone morphogenetic protein/retinoic acid inducible neural-specific 1 (gene brinp1). The transcript has 8 exons. The record is from RefSeq and is a predicted model, not a curated record. NCBI's taxonomy places the organism in Eukaryota, Metazoa, Chordata, Actinopteri, Pleuronectiformes, Soleidae. Bases 381 to 2666 code for a protein of 761 amino acids. Gene Ontology annotation, biological process: negative regulation of mitotic cell cycle; positive regulation of neuron differentiation.
CAAACACGUCGGCAUAAAUCUGACAUCCACAGCUGCCCCCCUCCACCACCUCCUCCUCCUCUCCCCCCACCCUCCAUUCUUUCGUCUCCUGACGGACUUCAUCACUUUAUCCCUCUGUGCAGUUCCUCCGAUGCCCGAGACCGGGGUGAAACAACGGAUUUUUCCCUCUUGAGCAUGAAAAGGAUUGCCAAAUCAUCCGCAAUCCAACAUCAGCGCCCGAGCCGCCAGCAGCAUGAGCACUGGAUACAUAUGCUCCAGCAGAAGUUGUGGGCUAGAGAACUAACACGUCUCGGACCACAGACACAGCAGAGAGGGGAGAGUCAGUUUUAGGUCUCCACAUAAUGGAGCGAGAAUGAACAGAGAGCGGCUUAAAAAAAAGCAUGAACUGGAGGUUUAUUGAGGUCAUCUGCUUCCUGUUUAUAUGGGACCAUAUAACAGUUCAGUCUUCCCGCCAGGACCCAUUGGCAACUGAGCAACAUGUCACCAAGCAAUAUGACUGGCUCAUCUCUGACCGCGGACCUUUCCACCACUCUCAAAGUUAUCUGUUCUUUGUGGAAAAAUUCAGCAAAGGAUUUACGACCAGAUAUAAAAUUUAUAGGGAAUUUGCACGUUGGAAGGUGAGGAACACAGCGAUAGAGAGAAGGGACCUGAUCCGGAACCCUGUGCCACUCAUGCCCGAGUUCCAGCGCAGUGUGCGCUUGCUGGGCCGUAGACCUACGACUCAGCAGUUCAUUGAGACCAUCAUUAAAAAAUAUGGAACACACAUUCUCAUCUCAGCCACCCUGGGAGGAGAGGAGGCACUCACCAUGUACCUAGCCAAGAACAAGCUGGACAGGAAGCUUGUUAACAGUACUCAGAACGUGGAGGCCCUUCAUCAGCUGGCCUCAUCAUACUUCAUUGACCGUGACGGCACGAUGAGGAAACUGCACGAGAUCCAGAUUUCUACCAAUGCCAUCAAGGUGACAGAGACACGGACAGGACCACUGGGGUGUAGCAGCUAUGACAAUCUGGACUCAGUCAGCUCAAUCCUUCUGCAGAGCCCUGAGAGCAAGCUUCAUCUGCAAGGUCUUCAGGUCAUUUUCCCAGAAUACCUGCAGGAGAAGUUUGUCCAGUCGGCUCUGAGCUACAUUAUGUGCAACGGAGAAGGAGAGUACGUGUGCCGUAACAACCAGUGCAUCUGUCAGUGUGCCGAGGAGUAUCCACAAUGCAACUGUCCCACCACCGACAUCCAGAUCAUGGAGAAAACCCUGCUGGGGAUGUCUGAGUCAUGGGCUGCCUCUUACAAAGACUUUGAGAGCUCUGAUGAGUUCAAGUCUUUCCUGAAGAGGUUGCCCUCCACUCACUUCCUGCCCAUCAGCAGUGUGCAUCUCCUGUGGGGCAGUGACUGGGACCUGCAAGCCCGCUAUAGGCUACUCCAGAGUUCCCUGGAGAUCCAGCGACUCAAGAUCCAGCGCACCGCCCGCAAGCUCUUUGGUCUCAGCAUCCGUUGUCACCACAACCCUAACCACCAGAUGCCUAGGGAGAGGUCUGUGAUGCAGUGGCUAAACCGGGUUCAGUCUUUUCUCUACUGCAACGAGAAUGGGUUCUGGGGGACCUUCCUGGAGAGCCAAAGGACAUGCGUGUGCCACACUGGUGUAACCCUGUGCCAGAGACCCAUCCCAUGUGUCAUAGGUGGCAACAACAGCUGUGCCAUGUGCAGCCUGGCCAACAUCUCACAGUGUGGCUCCUGCAACAAAGGCUACAAGUUGUACCGCGGGCGCUGCGAGCCCCAGAACGUGGACUCAGAGCGAAGCGAGCAGUUCAUCAGCUUCGAAACCGAUUUGGAUUUUCAGGACCUGGAACUCAAGUACCUCUUGCAGAAGAUGGAUUCACGGCUUUACAUUCACACGACGUUCAUCAGUAAUGAGAUCCGCCUCGAGACAUUCUUUGACCCUCGGUGGCGUAAGCGCAUGUCCCUGACACUGAAAAGUAACAAAAACCGGAUGGACUACCUUCACAUGAUAAUUGGUCUGUCAAUGAAGAUUUGCCAGAUGCGAAAUAGCAGUAUUGAUCCCAUGUUCUUUGUUUAUGUCAACCCUUUCAGUGGCAGUCACUCAGAGGGCUGGAGCAUGCCCUUUGGUGAGCACGGUUACCCUCGCUGGGAAAAAGUACGGCUGCAGAACUCCCAGUGCUUCAAUUGGACUCUUCUGCUGGGCAACCGGUGGAAGACCUUCUUUGAGACGGUGCACAUCUAUCUGCGUAGUCGCGCUAAGAUCCCAACCGGCUUACGCAAUGACACAGGGCAGGGUCCAGUGGAUCUUGGAGACCCUAACAAACGGCAGAUCUACAUAAAAAUAUCUGAUAUUCAAGUUUUUGGCUACAGCCUGCGUUUCAACGCCGACCUGCUCCGUAGUGCCGUGCAGCAGGUUAACCAGUCGUACACGCAAGGAACUCAGUUCUACUCAUCCUCAUCUGUUAUGCUCCUGCUACUGGACAUUAGGGAUCGGAUUAACCGCUUAGCCCCUCCAUCGGCCCCCGGGAAACCCCAGCUGGACCUCUUCUCUUGUAUGUUAAAGCAUAGGCUCAAGCUCAACAACAGUGAGAUGAUUCGAGUUAAUCAUGCCUUGGACAUGUACAGCACAGAAAUACUAAAACAGUCAGAUCACCUGACUGCCAAACUUUGUUGAGCAUAAUAACAUUCACACAAGGACAACAAACUAAACACACAAACACCCAACAAGUGGACUAUAACGGGGUAUUAAUCUUACUUUCUUUCUCGUUUUCAUUUUUGGACCUUUUCUGCCUUUUGAUGUAAUAUUAACUUUGUAACCACGAUUCUUAACAAGAAAAAAAAAGAAAAAAAGAAAGGCAGUGAUAAAAAGCAUUUCAGGAAGAUAAAGAAGAUAAACGGAUAAACUCUAAGGACUGUAUCAUAUUUGUUCCAGCAUGUCUGUCAUUCCCUAAAACAACUUACAAGAGAGAGAGAG